This is a messenger RNA of Drosophila eugracilis, 1881 nucleotides long. RefSeq names its product protein spaetzle 5 (gene spz5). The record is from RefSeq and is a predicted model, not a curated record. The transcript has 6 exons. Gene Ontology annotation, cellular component: extracellular region. Gene Ontology annotation, molecular function: growth factor activity; Toll binding. Bases 378 to 1535 code for a protein of 385 amino acids. Gene Ontology annotation, biological process: central nervous system formation; innate immune response; regulation of Toll signaling pathway. NCBI's taxonomy places the organism in Eukaryota, Metazoa, Arthropoda, Insecta, Diptera, Drosophilidae.
GCUGCCGUGAGCAUUGGCAAACGCGUGAAACGGAACAAAAAACCGAAAUCGAAAAUCGAACAUCGAAAACCCAAAACCCAAAGCCGAAAAAUACAAAAUUGAAAUCUCCGCGCUGCUCUUCGGUACGUGUUAAGUUUUUUAAUUAGUAGAAUUUUCAAGUGAGUUCGCUGGCAAAAAGAGAAAAUAAUUCACAAAAAUACAAAAGGCAAUGUGCAGUGAACAAAAAGGUUAAUCAGUGAAGAAAAAGUCGAAAAAGCAUACAAUAAGCCGCACACCAGUUUCUCUUUCGCUUCAGAUUUCGGACUUCGGGUUGAAGACAAUUGCUGAAUCGCAAUCGAGUCAAAUGCAAAUGCAAAUCGACGGCGAAUGAAUCGACAAUGACAAAGAGUAUUAAACGUCCGCCGUCUCUUAGUUGUAACCAAGUUCUCCUUACCUAUGUGAUAUUAGCUUAUACAGUAGCCGCCCACAGCUCGCCCCCGCCAUGUGGCCUUUACGGAGCGCCGCCUUGCCAAUUCCUCCCGGCACCACCUGGUCAGACGCCCACCUGUGCCCGUCCUGGGAAGACGUACUGCGAGCACGCUGAUAACUACCCCACGUAUCUCAUCAAGAGCCUCGUCCGCAAGUGGGGCUAUGAGGCCAGCACCCUGCUGGUAGACGAAACCUGGGAGGAUUUUGCGGCGGUGGCGUGGCACGAUACUCCCGUCUUCUAUGAUCCCAAGUCCAUCUUCCCGCCCCGCGAUCCCAAUGCCCAGGACUUUAAUGGCUAUAGUUAUCAGACUCCCUUCGGGGGUAAUCCCCAGCGGGCGAGUGGCGGUGGAAACUCGCUUUUCAUCAGCAAUCCCUCAACGGAAGCGCCAACAUAUCUCCUAUACACCUCCUCGGGCGGAGGUCAUCGUUCAGGUCAGCGUUACAAUGCCCAGGGUGGUGGCACCUCAUCCUCCGGCGGCCAAUUGUACUUCAAUCAUGGUGGCAGGUCAACGCCCUACAAUGCCACACUAUGGCUAAAGCGUUUGGUCAGGGAUCUCAGCCGGAAGCAGAAGCAGGCUAACGAGCAUGUAGAGAAGGAGGUGGUCGAACCGGAGCCCGAGCAGGCUGAGGAGGAGGACGAGCCGGCAGACGAUCACUCGCUGAGCAAGCGCGAUGUGUCGCUCAACAUGGAUCUCUUGGAUAUCGUGGGCGUGGAUGCCCCUAAUCCGCUGAAGAAGCGUUCGAGGACAAAGCGACAAAGUCCGGGACGCUCCACCCUCUGCCAAACGACCUCGCAGUUCAUCACACCACAGGCGGCACUCAAUAGUCGCGGAAACUGGAUGUUCGUGGUCAACGAGCAGAACGUGGCCCGCCAGAUGGUCAAGGCGGAGCUUUGUGCCUCGAACACCUGCUCGAACCUGUGCGAAUUGCCCAACGGCUACAACUCGAGAUGCGAGCAGAAGUUUGUGCAAAAGCGCUUAAUUGCGCUCCAGGGCAACGGGCAGAAUCUGUACACGGACACGUUCUGGUUUCCCAGUUGCUGUGUCUGCACGAUAGCCGCCAAUUAAGUGCGGCAGGAGCAGAACGACGAGGACAGGACACCAUAUCCUCGGCGGCUAUUUUGGCAAAAAUCAUAUCUGAUAACUAAAUGAUAUGAAAACAUAGCAAACACACACACACACACACACACACAACACUCAAUAUCUCUCUCUCAUGUAGUUACACAAAAACACAGACAAUGUAGUUCUUAAAAAUAUGUAAUUUAAAUCGAAAACAUCGAGUGAGGCAUGCAAAAUUGGAUUUAUGCCCGCACAAUCCCUUUGAGUUUUGUAUAGUAGCAUUAGUCUUACCCUGUGAGCGAUCUAAUGGAUAUCAAAUAAACAAAUAUUCGAGCGAUGCUUUUUUCAAGUUAAA